UCGUGCCUCCGUUGCUAGGGACGCUUCGGCGGAGGCAACUGCAAUGGAUCAGGAAGAGGGGCUGUCAGCUGUGGACAAUAUAGUCACUCAGUUCAACACCUAUGAAGAUUUCCUCGACUCGCAGAUCACUACGGUGGACUUGUACUACUUGGAGGAUGAAGUCCUCGCCCGCCAGUUGGUGGAGCUAGGCUACCGAGGGACUGGAGAGGUGGUGAAAAGGGAAGAUUUUGAAGCAAGGAAGGCAGCUAUAGAAAUUGCAAGGCUGGCAGAAAGAACUCAGAAAAAGACAUUAACAAGUGCUGGGAAAGACCUGCAGGACAACUUUCUGAAGGCUUUGGCAGUGAGAGAAGAAGACAAUCGCAAUGGAAAAGUGAGCUCCGUGAUCUUUAUUCGUGACAGAAAUUCUCAUGGGCAGGAGGUGUCAGGAUACAUUGACUAUGCCCACAGGCUAAAGACUGAAGAUUUUGAAGUUUACUUUAAUGGAAAAAGAAGACUUCUUCCAAAAUGCACAGAUUUGAGCUUUUACAACUGGGAAAGUCAUAUUGCUGUUUGGAAUUCAACUCCCAAUUACCAAGUGAUCGCUGAUAAUCCAGAAGGCUUACUUUUCAAAUACAAAAGAGACAGAAAAAUUCUCAACGUGGACCCAAAGGCUCGACCAGGUGACAACUCUACUAGAACCCCUAUCCAGACAGAACUGUACAUACAAGCUGUCAUUUUCGACCACAUUUCCAAAAGAAAGACCUAACUACCAACAUGUUAGAUGAGUCCCUAAUUGUUUGCCAAAUUUAAAUGAAACCUGUAACCUGAAGCAAAUUAAAAUAAUAAAUGAGUCCCAUAGCUGGAAGACACAUUAGAAUAUUAAAAGCUAAUAAAGAAAAUCAGAAA
This is a messenger RNA of Hipposideros armiger (great roundleaf bat), 885 nucleotides long. It is a transcript of the gene CFAP299, whose product is annotated as cilia and flagella associated protein 299. The transcript is spliced from 6 exons. Bases 44 to 745 code for a protein of 233 amino acids. The record is from RefSeq and is a predicted model, not a curated record. Lineage: Eukaryota; Metazoa; Chordata; Mammalia; Chiroptera; Hipposideridae.